Molecule: messenger RNA, 6789 nt
Organism: Acanthochromis polyacanthus (spiny chromis)
Lineage: Eukaryota; Metazoa; Chordata; Actinopteri; Pomacentridae
Product: unconventional myosin-Ic
Exons: 32
Coding region: 445-3522 (1025 amino acids)
Biological process (GO): actin filament organization; vesicle transport along actin filament
Cellular component (GO): myosin complex; vesicle; actin cytoskeleton
Molecular function (GO): actin filament binding; ATP binding; microfilament motor activity
Source: RefSeq, a predicted model, not a curated record
GUGCUGCCCUUCAAUGACAGAAAAGGAAGGGGGAAAAUCACCACACCACUCCCAAAGAGGGUUUAGGGGAACUGAGUCCUGCACGCUGACAGUUUUUGUCAUAUUUACACCAUCAUACGCCCCUUCAUCAGUGGUAUGAGUGUGACUGGUGCACGGCUACAGGGAGGUGAAGUCCCGCGCUGAGGCUGUGCUGUGGGUGAAGCAGAGCCCACAGUGGGAGCGCUGGUGUGUACUGGCAGUGGUGGGAGGGUCAGACGAACCGGCACAGUACGUUACCUACUGACAGACCAGCUUCUGACUGACCGGACUGACACUCACAGAGGAGGGACUCCGCUGCAGAUCUCCCCCUGACUGUCUGGACGGUAGAAGCCGGUCAGAGAGGAGCAACACACCGCUGUAGAGCUCGGCUGUUUUCAGGUGGUGGCGAGUGACGGGGUGCGGGCUAUGAUGGAGUCGGCCCUGACAGCCAGAGACCGGGUGGGGGUCCAGGACUUUGUCCUGCUGGAGAACUACACCAGUGAGGCCGCCUUCAUAGAGAACCUACGCAAGCGCUUCAAGGAGAACCUCAUUUAUACAUACAUUGGUUCAGUGCUGGUGUCAGUCAACCCAUACAAAGACCUGGAGAUCUACACCAAGAACCACAUGGAGCGAUACCGUGGGGUCAACUUCUACGAGGUCUCGCCGCACAUCUAUGCGGUGGCAGACAACUCGUACCGUUCCAUGAGGACGGAGGGGAAGGACCAGUGCAUCCUGAUCUCAGGGGAGAGCGGUGCCGGAAAGACGGAGGCGUCCAAGAAGAUCCUGCAGUACUACGCCAUCACCUGUCCUGCCAGUGAGCAGGUGCAGACUGUCAAAGAUCGCCUGCUGCAGUCCAACCCAGUGCUGGAGGCCUUCGGCAAUGCCAAGACGUUGCGUAACGACAACUCAAGCCGCUUUGGCAAGUACAUGGACAUUCAGUUUGACUUCAAGGGUGCCCCGGUGGGGGGCCACAUCAUCAACUACCUGCUGGAGAAGUCGCGGGUGGUUCACCAGAACCACGGGGAGAGGAACUUCCACAUUUUCUAUCAGCUGAUCGAAGGAGGAGAGGAAGACCUGCUGAGACGCCUGGGGCUGGAGAGGAACCCUCUGCAGUACCAGUACCUGAUCAAAGGCAACUGUCCCAAAGUGAGCUCCAUCAACGACCGCAGUGAUUGGAAGGUGGUGAGGAAAGCCUUGACGGUGAUUGGCUUCAGCGAGGACGAGGUGGAGGAGUUGCUGAACAUAAUCGCCAGCGUGCUCCAUCUUGGCAACGUGCAGUACGGCGGUGAAGAAGGCAGCGCUUGCAUAACUUCUGAUACACAGAUAAAGUAUCUGGCCAGGUUGUUAGGAGUGAAUGGCUCAGUGCUGACAGAAGCACUCACACACAAGAAGAUAAUCGCCAAGGGAGAGGAGCUGAUGAGCCCAUUGAAUCUAGAGCAGGCGUCGUCGGCUCGGGAUGCUUUGUCCAAGGCAGUGUACGGGCGCACCUUCACGUGGCUGGUUAACAAGAUCAACGCUUCACUGGCAUACACGGAUGACUCUCACAAACAUUACUCUGUCAUUGGCCUGCUGGACAUCUAUGGCUUUGAGGUCUUCCAGCACAACAGCUUUGAGCAGUUCUGCAUCAACUACUGCAACGAGAAACUGCAGCAGCUCUUCAUCGAGCUCACCCUCAAGUCUGAGCAGGAGGAGUACGAGGCUGAAGGCAUCACGUGGGAGCCGGUGCAGUACUUCAACAACAAGAUCAUCUGUGACCUGGUGGAGGAGAAGUUCAAAGGCAUCAUCUCCAUUCUGGAUGAGGAGUGUCUGAGGCCUGGAGAUGCCAGUGAUUUCACCUUCCUGGAGAAGCUGGAGGACACCGUUGGAGGACAUCCUCACUUUGUCACUCACAAACUGGCUGAUGGAAAGACCCGGAAGGUAAUGGGCCGUGAAGAAUUCAGACUGCUACAUUAUGCUGGAGAGGUCAACUACAAUGUCAACGGAUUUUUGGACAAGAACAACGACCUGCUCUUCAGGAACUUGAAAGAGGUCAUGGUUAUGUCUGAGAACAAGAUCCUGACACAGUGCUUUGACAGAGAGGAGCUGAGUGACAAGAAACGCCCUGACACUGCAGCCACCCAGUUCAAAGCCAGUCUGGCGAAGCUCAUGGAGAUCCUCAUGUCUAAGGAGCCGUCGUACGUUCGCUGCAUCAAGCCCAAUGACUCCAAGCAAGCAGGUCGAUUUGACGAAGUGCUGAUCCGUCACCAGGUCAAGUAUCUGGGACUGAUGGAGAAUCUGAGGGUGAGGAGAGCCGGCUUUGCUUACAGACGUCGCUACGAGGUCUUCCUGCAGAGGUACAAGUCCCUGUGUCCGGACACGUGGCCUAACUGGCAAGGGAAGCUGUCAGAUGGAGUGUCCACACUGGUCAAACAUCUGGGAUACAAGCCAGAAGAGUACAAACUGGGCAGAUCCAAAAUCUUCAUCCGUUUCCCAAAGACCCUGUUUGCUACCGAGGAUGCACUGGAGACCAGGAAACAUAGUCUUGCCACCAAGCUACAGGCAGGAUGGAAAGGCUACAGCCAGAAGUCCAAAUACCAAAAACUCAGGACUUCAGCUAUUGCGGUCCAGGCGUGGUGGAGGGGGAUCCUGGCUAAGAGGAGGGCCCAGCGCAGACGGCAGGCCGCCAACACUAUACGCAGGUUUGUCAAAGGCUUCAUCUACCGCCACAAGGAGCGCUGUCCAGAGAACGAGUAUUUCCUGGAUUACGUGCGCUACUCCUUCCUCAUGAACCUGCGCAGAAACCUGCCCAAGAAUGUUCUGGACAAGAGCUGGCCGACUCCUCCAGCUGCUCUCAAAGAGGCAUCGGAGCAUUUGCGUAAGCUGUGCAUGCAGAACAUGGUGUGGAGUUACUGCAAGAAGAUCAGUCCUGAGUGGAAACAUCAGAUGGAGCAGAAGAUGAUCGCCAGUGAGCUCUUCAAGGACAAGAAGGACAACUACCCACAGAGCGUGCCCAAACUGUUUGUCAGCACGAGGCUUAAUGGUGAGGACAUCAACCCUAAGGUGCUGCAGGCUCUGGGCAGCGAGAAAAUGAAGUAUGCAGUGCCAGUCACCAAGUACGACAGGAAAGGCUAUAAACCUCGGCCCCGCCAGCUGCUGCUCACCGGUAACAGUGCCGUAAUCGCAGAGGAAGGCAAGCUCAAGCAGCGCAUCGAUUAUGGAGCCCUGAAAGGCAUCUCAGUCAGCUCUCUGAGUGACGGCCUGUUUGUCCUGCACGUGCCCAGUGACGACAACAAACAGAAGGGAGACGUGGUUCUGCAGAGCGACCAUGUGAUCGAGACCUUGACCAAGAUUGCCAUCUGUGCUGAGAAAAUCAACAACAUCAACAUCAACCAGGGCAGUAUAAAGUUUGCAGUGGGUCAGGGGAAAGAGGGGAUCAUAGACUUCACGCCCGGAUCAGAACUACUGGUGGCCAAGGCUAAGAACGGACACCUGUCUGUGACGGCUCCCAGACUGAACUCCAGAUGAUGGCCACUCUGACCACACACUCCCGACCUCUCCCAUCCUCCAAUCACACAACCGCAGACCCGCUCUGCCUAAGCCAAUCAGAUGCCAGCUGUCACUACACCAGUGGCGUGUGCUUCCAAUAAAAAAAAAAAAACAACAAAGAAAAACAAAUAAAAAUCCAGCAAGACUAAUUGAUAUAUUUAUGUUUAUAUAUAAUAUUUUUGGGAUUAAUACUGUUGCUGUUUGAAUAUUCAGAUUUUAUAUAUGAGGCCAAGGAAUAACAAAUACUUUGGUGCAUUUUUCUUGCACUAUGCUUGUUAAUUGUGCUUUAUUUGGGAACAUGACCAAGAAAACAAUGAGGGAAGAGUUGGAAUAAGAGAGAAGAAGGGGACUGUUGUUGACGAAAGUCAGUUAGCUGUUGCCUGUUGCCUCUUUUCUCCUGUUUGCUUUAUCUGCUUGAUUCAUAGACUUGAUUGGCUUCCUGGGACUACUUUUCUACCCGGGGCAGAUGGCUUGUUAUUGACGCGUAGAGAGAGGUGCUGAGAUCAAGGCCGACAGUACGUAGGACCGCUGUUGAAAGGUUCAGGCAUGGGGAAGAACAACUUUUUAAUCAUACAGUGAUGCUUUAGUGCAAACGAAACUCCUAGUGUCAGACUGUAUCUCACUACAUCUGAAUAAAUAGUUGGAUGUACUACUGAAUAUAUUUCAAGAAUAUUAAUGUGUACAGAUGUUGAAUAGAAAGGACACUGAUUGUGGGGAAAUCACUACAACACAAAAAGAUGACCUAAGUAUGUGAGACGUGGAUGAGGUAGAAGCAAAAGAAAGGUGAAGGGAAAGAAGAGAGAAAGCAGCAGUCAUUUGCCUUGACGCCACGUGCUUGUGCCUUUCUGCUUGACUAACUCAUUCAUAACAGUUCAAGAGGUCUUGAUUGAUGCGUGAAAACCAUGACACUCAAGAAUGAGUCGAGUUCAGUGUAGAUAGAAUCCCGUCAUCCUCUGACUGACUCUUGGACCAUCAGCAGCUGCAUGUACAGCUCACUGCCCUCAUUCACGACCACAAAGCCCCAGAAUCUCUCUACGUACUCGCCUACAUCUUCUCUGUUUUUCUUCUCUACACUCUAGCUUAAUCUUGUUUUCUGUAAGUCACGUGUAGAGGCCGAGUUGUACUUGUUGGAGGUUGGCCUGAUGUGAAUUUUAUCUGUCCAAGUUGGUGCUGACCGCUCUGCAUAUGUGUCUGCACAGCAAUUACGCUACAGGAGCAAUAGUUCACAUAAACACUAUUCAUGUGUAUGAUCAGAAUACGUGGACAUGACCUGCUGUGCAUGAAUGCAACAAGUUCUGCAGUCAGAAUGCCACGGAUUACAAAAGUAGUACAAUGACACCUCCAUGUCUGUAGGUGUCACAGCUGUUUGAGUUCUCGUCUACACUGUUGUAUAGUCAAAGCUUUAGACCAGUGUUAUGCUGUCCACGUCUGAGAAUGCGAAAGGUUCACGUGACGCAAAUUCAUCAUCUCCUUGAAUCCAUGCAGAACCCUGGGGUAAUAGCACACGUGUUCAGAACAUGUGGAUAGAUGUAUGUGUGGAACAGAGUCCUCGAAGCAAGUCUGCAAGGGAGUUUAGUACGGCUUCAGUAGCUUCUGUCUAGCUGCGACUACGCUUGACUAGUCUAAGACCAAUAUGAAUUCACAGCAGUUUUUUUUUCUUAAAAUAUCUCUUGGUUUUUACCACCAUAGCCCUGCGCAAGACUGAGAGUCACACUUUAAAGCUCCGUUCAGUGCAGUAGGUAGUGCUCUUCACAACUGGGUUUAGCUGAAAUGCAGGAGGAGACCAAAAGUAGUAGUUUUAGACCGAAGCUUGUAAGAGCUCUGUGUUAUAUAGAUGUUUCUUUAACGGAAAUACUUUGACAUUGUAGGGAAGGCUUUCUAGCCAAAAGUCACAUGAGAAGAUUGGUGUCACUGUCACGACUGUACGCUAAAUAUGAAGCUACACCACAGAGACAGCUAGCUUAGCUUAGCUGAAUGAGCAGGUUAGCUGUGACUAAAGAUUUUUUUAAAAACACGAAAACUACUACUUCUGUAUUUUAAACAUGUUAUCCAAAUGAAAUGUAAUCUCAAAAGUGUUUCAUGUUCCAGUGCAGUCUGUUGGAAGGCUAGCUUUUUCCUUUCACACUGAGCCUAGCUAACUGUUCUGUGGCUGUAGUCUGAUAUUGAAUUAACCCGUUUUCUCAUUUAACCCCAAUAAGAAGGGUUUUCUGGGUAGAAAAUCCACUCUUAUAGCUAAAAUAUGUCAUUUGACACUGAAAUCUUUGGUAAAUCUGUACAUAAAAGAUGGAUGUAGCCUGCUGGUCUGAGAAGUGAUUCUAUCGUGGAAAUGUACUAAUCCUGUAUUUUUCUGACCGCCAACAGGGGGCGACCCCUGAUUGCAAGAAGGAAGUUUAGUUGGAUAGAAGUUUGUUAGAAAAUCUCCACUUAGUUUAUUCCCUUAGUAAACAUUAUCUGAAUGAGUUUAUGGUGUGAAUUUAUUUCAUGGUUGCUACAGCCAUCUUUUACAUACGUUUCAUAGCAAAGUGGCUCUAGUUGUGGUGUCAGGCCUCCUACAGACCAGUCCUACUUUAAACCUCUCUCUCUCUAAUCUUAACUCUGAUUGAAGCCUGCAGGUGAGACCAAAGACAGGCGGAGAAAAAGUUGUUACCAAAACCUUUUGAGAGGAGCUCCAAAAUGUUUCCAAGUUGUUGUUUCUCUUCCUGUUUGCCCGACUUCACUCAGUGGCAGAACUUUUUCUCUGCAUGGCUCUGGGUGGCGAGGCAGGACUGUGCUGCUGCACUUACUAGCCAAAGACCCUGUUGAUUUUCUAGUGAUUGUGUUGUAUGAUUAAUAUGAUAUUACUGUGUCAAUGUUUAUUUUGCAGGAGGGAGAUGUAUUUGUACAGUUUGUGUUCUGUGUUAUAAAGUGAGAGUUUCAAGCCAAGCGAGGUUUGAUGAUGUGAAACAUUUGGGGAGAAAAAGCUUUUAGUGUCGUUUGUUAACGCAAACUUGUUCAUGUGCCUUUGUUGGAUAGCAAUACAACUGUGUGGGGAGAGAAAUACCUCUUUGACUGUCAGUGUGUCUAAAGGUUUGCCCUCUCUGUGCAUAAGCUUUAUUCAAACCAAGUCCCAUGUCUGUCUGUUGAUUUACAGAUGCACUCCUCUUAUCAGUCUUGACUUACUGUAUGCACCAAACCUAUGUAUAAUUAAAACACACUAAAAACAAGAUACUUAAGAUUUGAAAAAUAAAUUUGAAAAAUAAAUACAAA